UGGAAUGAUGGGAGAUCAUACAAUUAAAAGUCAGCGACCUCGAUCUGUUCAUGAAAAAAGGGUCCCUCAGGAACAAGCUGAUGCUGCUAAAUUUAUGGCACAAACUGGUGAAUCUGGUGUGGAAGAGUGGUCCCAGUGGAGCUCAUGCUCAGUCACUUGUGGUCAAGGGUCGCAGGUGCGAACCAGAACUUGUGUAUCACCUUACGGGACACACUGCAGCGGCCCAUUAAGAGAAUCAAGGGUUUGCAAUAACACUGCCCUCUGUCCAGUCCAUGGAGUUUGGGAGGAGUGGUCACCAUGGAGUUUAUGUUCAUUUACAUGUGGUCGAGGCCAAAGAACGAGAACAAGGUCGUGCACACCUCCUCAGUAUGGAGGAAGGCCGUGUGAAGGACCUGAAACUCAUCAUAAGCCUUGCAAUAUUGCUCUCUGCCCAGUCGAUGGGCAGUGGCAGGAGUGGAGUUCCUGGAGCCAGUGCUCAGUGACCUGCUCGAAUGGGACCCAGCAGAGAAGCCGGCAGUGCACGGCGGCAGCGCACGGGGGCUCCGAGUGCAGGGGGCCGUGGGCGGAGAGCAGAGAGUGCUCCAACCCGGAGUGCACAGCCAAUGGUCAGUGGAAUCCGUGGGCUCAUUGGAGUGGCUGUUCCAAGUCCUGCGACGGCGGCUGGGAGAGGCGCAUGAGGACGUGUCAGGGAGCGGCGGUGACCGGCCAGCAGUGUGACGGCUCAGGCGAGGAAGUGAGAAAGUGCAGUGAGCAGCGCUGUCCUGCACCUUAUGAAAUAUGCCCAGAGGAUUAUCUGAUGUCCAUGGUGUGGAAAAGGACUCCAGCAGGCGACUUGGCAUUCAAUCAGUGCCCGCUGAACGCCACAGGCACCACUAGCAGACGCUGCUCUCUCAGUCUUCAUGGAGUGGCCUUCUGGGAACAGCCGAGCUUUGCAAGAUGCAUAUCACAUGAGUACAGACACUUGCAGCUUUCAAUCAAAGAACACCUUGCUAAGGGGCAGCGAAUGCUGGCAGGAGAUGGAAUGUCCCAGGUGACCAAGACACUACUGGAUUUAACUCAGAGGAAAAAUUUCUAUGCAGGAGAUCUUCUGAUGUCUGUGGAAAUCCUCAGAAAUGUGACGGACACAUUUAAAAGGGCAAGUUACAUCCCUGCAUCUGAUGGCGUCCAGAACUUCUUUCAAAUAGUUAGCAACCUUCUAGAUGAAGAAAACAAGGAAAAAUGGGAGGAUGCACAACAGAUUUACCCAGGCUCAAUAGAGUUAAUGCAGGUGAUUGAAGAUUUUAUACACAUUGUUGGAAUGGGGAUGAUGGACUUUCAGAAUUCAUACUUAAUGACUGGAAAUGUAGUGGCCAGCAUUCAGAAGCUUCCUGCAGCCUCUGUUCUAACAGACAUCAACUUCCCGAUGAAAGGUCGGAAGGGAAUGGUUGACUGGGCAAGAAACUCAGAAGACAGGGUAGUCAUUCCAAAAAGCAUUUUCACUCCAGUGUCAUCAAAAGAAUUAGAUGAAUCAUCGGUAUUUGUUCUUGGAGCAGUCCUGUACAAAAACUUAGAUCUAAUUUUGCCCACUCUGAGAAAUUAUACUGUUGUUAAUUCCAAAAUCAUCGUGGUCACAAUAAGGCCUGAACCCAAAACAACUGAUUCGUUCCUGGAGAUAGAACUAGCUCAUUUGGCUAAUGGUACUUUGAAUCCCUAUUGUGUGUUAUGGGAUGACUCAAAAACGAACGAGUCUGUGGGAACGUGGUCCACCCAGGGAUGUAAAACUGUGCUUACCGAUGCAUCCCAUACGAAAUGCUUAUGUGAUCGUCUCUCUACCUUCGCCAUUUUGGCUCAGCAACCUAGAGAAAUAAUCAUGGAAUCCUCUGGUGCACCUUCAGUUACCCUCAUAGUAGGCAGUGGCCUCUCUUGCCUGGCCUUGGUCACCCUAGCCGUGGUCUAUGCAGCACUGUGGAGGUACAUCCGCUCUGAGAGGUCCAUAAUUCUCAUUAACUUCUGCCUGUCCAUCAUAUCCUCCAACAUCCUCAUCCUGGUUGGCCAGACUCAGACACAUAAUAAGAGCGUCUGCACCACCACCACUGCAUUUUUGCACUUCUUCUUCCUGGCUUCCUUCUGCUGGGUCUUGACUGAGGCGUGGCAGUCGUAUAUGGCUGUAACUGGAAAAAUUAGGACACGGCUUAUACGGAAACGCUUUUUGUGCCUCGGAUGGGGUUUACCAGCCUUAGUAGUGGCCACGUCAGUGGGCUUCACCAGGACGAGAGGAUAUGGCACUGAUCAUUACUGCUGGCUCUCUCUCGAAGGAGGACUACUCUACGCUUUCGUCGGACCUGCAGCCGCUGUUGUCCUGGUCAACAUGGUGAUUGGCAUUUUGGUAUUUAAUAAACUUGUUUCCAGAGAUGGGAUCCUAGAUAAAAAGCUCAAACACAGAGCCGGUCAGAUGAGCGAGCCUCAUAGCGGUUUGACGCUCAAAUGUGCCAAGUGUGGAGUAGUUUCAACCACAGCUUUGUCAGCCACCACCGCCAGUAACGCCAUGGCGUCUCUGUGGAGCUCCUGCGUAGUGUUGCCCCUUCUGGCUCUGACAUGGAUGUCUGCGGUCCUGGCCAUGACAGACAAACGCUCCAUAUUGUUUCAAAUACUUUUUGCCGUGUUUGAUUCACUGCAAGGCUUCGUGAUAGUUAUGGUGCACUGCAUUCUUCGGAGAGAGGUUCAGGAUGCAUUUAGAUGCCGAUUGAGAAACUGUCAGGACCCAAUCAAUGCUGAUUCUUCAAGUUCUUUUCCCAAUGGGCAUGCUCAGAUCAUGACAGACUUUGAAAAGGAUGUAGACAUUGCUUGUCGAUCAGUUCUUCAUAAAGAUAUUGGUCCUUGCCGAGCAGCAACGAUAACAGGAACACUCUCUAGGAUUUCUCUAAAUGAUGAUGAAGAAGAAAAGGGAACAAACCCUGAAGGGCUAAGCUAUUCAACAUUGCCUGGAAAUGUCAUUUCCAAAGUCAUCAUCCAGCAACCCACGGGUCUGCACAUGCCCAUGAGUAUGAACGAGCUGGGCAAUCAAUGUUUGAAAAAAGAGAAUAGUGAAUUGCGGAGAACCGUGUACUUAUGUACAGACGACAACUUGAGAGGGGCUGAUAUGGACAUAGUCCAUCCUCAAGAAAGAAUCAUGGAAAGUGACUAUAUUGUGAUGCCCAGAAGUUCUGUAAAUACCCAGCCGUCAAUGAAAGAGGAAAGCAAAAUGAAUAUUGGCAUGGAAACCUUGCCACAUGAAAGGCUAUUGCACUAUAAAGUGAAUCCUGAAUUCAACAUGAAUCCCCCUGUAAUGGACCAGUUCAAUAUGAACUUAGAUCAGCACCUCGCACCCCAGGAACAUAUGCAGAAUUUGCCCUUUGAGCCUCGCACAGCUGUGAAGAAUUUCAUGGCUUCUGAGUUGGAUGAUAAUGCAGGACUAUCAAGAAGCGAAACUGGAUCAACGAUAUCAAUGAGUUCGUUAGAGAGAAGAAAAUCACGGUAUUCAGACCUUGACUUUGAGAAGGUCAUGCAUACUAGGAAGAGGCAUAUGGAACUGUUUCAGGAGCUAAAUCAGAAAUUUCAAACUUUGGACAGAUUUCGGGAUAUACCAAAUACAAGCAGCAUGGAAAACCCAGCACCAAACAAGAAUCCAUGGGACACUUUCAAAAACCCCAGUGAAUACCAACAUUACACCACAAUCAAUGUCUUAGAUACAGAGGCAAAGGAUGCUUUGGAAUUGCGGCCAGCGGAGUGGGAGAAGUGUCUGAAUUUGCCUCUGGAUGUGCAAGAGGGGGACUUUCAGACGGAAGUCUAACAAAAUUGAAAGGGACUGAGGUAGAGGCAGUCAUUGCACUGACACUCGAGACUCGGGGAGCCUGCCAUUACUAUCUGGACAGUGUGGCUCUCUUGUGUCAGGACCUUCGCGUGCCAAAUGUCAGCGGUGUUUGCGUUGGGCGACUUCUCACCAGUCGGGCUGGUGGAGAGGGACCCGGUGUACAGUUCUGACCACCCUGUGUUGUAAGUACCCGUGGAAUGGAUUUGUAAGGUAAUCUUUAUAGAUAAACCUCAAGCAACGAAUCAUGUUGUAACCGCUUCAUAUGGUUUAGUUUUCAAAAAACUUCACCAUGAAGCACAAUGUAUAUAUUUAUGCAGUUUUUAAAGUUUAUAACAGUCUGUUUGGCCAUUACUACACUUUUUACUUUAUAAUAUAAAAGCAAAGUUUUUGUCAUUAAAUGAAUGUUUGUUGAGCUACAUUCUUCAUUGCUUUAAAUGCAAUAAAGUAAUAAUCUCACUUUUAUAUGAAUAAUAUAUUUCACAUCUUUAUUAUUGCAGUUUUCUCUAGAAAGCUCUGAGGGCUUUCUCUGCUGCAGCUGUGUAUAAAAUAUUUAAAAUGUUGUAUGGUGUAAAUAAACUUUUGUCUACA
This is a messenger RNA of Ceratotherium simum simum (southern white rhinoceros), 4417 nucleotides long. The record is from RefSeq and is a predicted model, not a curated record. NCBI's taxonomy places the organism in Eukaryota, Metazoa, Chordata, Mammalia, Perissodactyla, Rhinocerotidae.